This is a messenger RNA of Lactuca saligna, 2799 nucleotides long. The record is from the annotation of a GenBank genome assembly. Lineage: Eukaryota; Viridiplantae; Streptophyta; Magnoliopsida; Asterales; Asteraceae.
AUGGGGGAAGGUGGAAGUCUGCCGACGAUGGAUCUGAUGCGAUCAGAGCCAAUGCAGUUAGCUCGGAUCAUAAUCCCCAUGGAAUCUGCUCAUCGAACCAUUUCGUACCUCGGUGACCUGGGGCUUUUCCAGUUUAAAGAUCUCAACACAGGAAAAAGCCCUUUCCAGAGGACAUUCGCCACUCAGAUUAAAAGGUCUGGGGAGAUGGCUCGCAGGCUACGUUUUUUCAAGGAUCAGAUGAUGAAGGCUGGUCUUUUUGCCUCAUCAUGGCCUUCAUAUGGUUCAGAGUAUAGUCUAGACGAAUUAGAGGUGAAACUUGGAGAACUUGAAGCUGAACUGACAGAAAUGAAUGCCAACACUGAAAAAUUGCAGCGUGCCUAUAAUGAACUUCUGGAAUAUAAGCUUGUCUUGCAGAAGGCUAGUGAGUUUUUCCAUCGUGCUCAAAGCAGUGCUACAUCUCAACAGAGAGAAUAUGGAGAUCGCCUUGUUGAAGGAUCAAUGGACAGUCCUCUCUUAUUAGAACAAGAAAUGACUACUGAUAUUUCAAAGCAAGUUAAGCUUGGAUUUGUAAGUGGUCUUGUCCCAAGAGAUAAAUCAAUGGCCUUUGAAAGGAUCCUAUUUCGUGCAACCAGGGGUAAUGUUUUCUUGAAGCAAGAUGUUGUUCAAGAACCUGUUUGUGAUCCUGUGCAAGGAGAGAAGGUGGAGAAGAAUGUUUUUGUGGUAUUUUAUUCUGGAGAAAGGGCAAAAAACAAGGUUUUGAAGAUAUGUGAUGCAUUUGGAGCAAAUCGUUAUCCCUUUACAGAUGAUAUAGGAAAACGACAACAAAUGAUUACUGAGGUAUCUGGAAAACUUUCAGAGCUAAAAACCACCAUUGAUGUUGGAAUUUUACACUGGAGUAGUGUGGUACAGUCUAUUGCUAAUCAAUUUGAUCAGUGGAACAAUUUGGUCAAGAAAGAAAAAUCCAUUUACCACACUUUGAAUACUCUCAGUUUUGAUGUGACAAAAAAGUGCCUUGUGGCAGAAGGCUGGUGUCCUGUUUUUGCUACAAGUCAGAUCCAAAAUGCUUUACAAAAGGCAACAAUUGAUAGUAACUCACAGGUUGGAGCUAUAUUGGAGAUUCUGCAUGCUAAGGAAUCACCCCCCACAUAUUUUCGCACAAAUAAAUUUACUUCUGCCUUUCAAGAGAUAGUAGAUGCUUAUGGGGUCGCAAAAUAUCGAGAAGCAAACCCUGGUCUAUACACAAUUGUUACAUUCCCUUUCCUAUUUGCUGUUAUGUUUGGAGACUGGGGACAUGGAAUAUGCUUAUUUCUCGCAACACUAUUUCUUAUUAUAAGGGAAAGGAAAUAUUCUAGUCAGAAACUAGGAGACAUAAUGGAAAUGGCAUUUGGUGGUCGUUAUGUCAUCAUAAUGAUGUCGAUUUUCUCAAUUUACACUGGAUUUAUUUAUAACGAGUUUUUCUCUGUGCCAUUUGAACUUUUUGGGCGCUCUGCUUAUGAUUGUCGUGAUCCUUCCUGCAAGGAUGCUACUACCAUUGGAAUGAUUAAGGUCCGGGAAACUUACCCGUUUGGUGUGGAUCCUAUUUGGCAUGGAACACGAAGUGAAUUACCGUUUCUUAACUCCCUGAAAAUGAAAAUGUCGAUUUUACUCGGAGUUGCUCAGAUGAAUCUUGGAAUUAUUUUGAGCUACUACAAUGCUAAGUUUUUCAAAAAUGAUAUUAAUAUCUGGUACCAAUUUGUUCCCCAGAUGAUAUUUUUAAACAGUUUAUUCGGCUACCUUUCUUUGCUCAUCAUUGUGAAAUGGUGCACUGGUUCACAAGCUGAUUUAUACCAUAUACUGAUAUACAUGUUCCUUAGUCCCAUGGAUGAUUUAGGAGAAAAUCAGCUUUUUUGGGGCCAAAAAUAUCUUCAGAUACUACUACUUUUGUCAGCACUUGUUGCUGUACCAUGGAUGUUGAUCCCCAAGCCACUUCUAUUGAAGAAGCAAUACGAGGAAAGACACCAAGGUCAAACCUAUGCACCACUUCACAGCCUUGAUGAAAAUAUUGAAUCAGAGACAUACGAAUCCCAUGGUGGGCAUGAGGAGUUUGAGUUCAGUGAAGUAUUGGUGCAUCAAUUAAUUCAUACCAUUGAAUUUGUUCUUGGCUCAGUGUCUAACACAGCCUCUUAUCUUCGUCUCUGGGCUCUAAGUUUAGCACACUCGGAACUUUCCAGUGUAUUUUACGAAAAGGUCCUCCUUCUUGCCUGGGGAUAUAACAGUGUGGUUAUACUUAUAAUUGGCAUAAUCGUAUUUGUUUUUGCAACUGUGGGUGUGCUGCUUGUGAUGGAAACUUUGAGUGCUUUCUUGCAUGCUUUGAGGCUUCACUGGGUUGAAUUCCAGAACAAGUUUUAUGAGGGAGAUGGCUACAAAUUCGAUCCCUUUUCAUUUGCUUCUGUUGGUGAAGAAGAUGAUUGAUUUGAUACACACUUUUUCAAGCCACCUACCCCUAAACAAACUUACUCAGAGGUGGUUUGGUUCCCUAUUAGCUAUAGUUAUUCUUUAGAUUCUUUUGUAUGUAUUUGCAAUUGCAAGCUUUUCUUAAGUUAAAGGUUUUAUACCUUGUUUUCUAUUUAGAACCACAGAAUGAAUGUUCACUCCAACAUUCCACAAUCUUAUUCAAGUUGUUGCACUAUGGAACUUGUAAAUUAGGGGUGAUUUUCACCCUUAAUUUCUACUUCAAUUAUUUUACAAGUUUAUUAGGAUAAUAAAAAUGUUUGGAUAUUACUUGAUUUAUCUUAUAUUAGUUGAUAUUGAUAUUUGUUA